This is a messenger RNA of Striga asiatica, 1934 nucleotides long. The record is from the annotation of a GenBank genome assembly. NCBI's taxonomy places the organism in Eukaryota, Viridiplantae, Streptophyta, Magnoliopsida, Lamiales, Orobanchaceae.
AUUUUUUACCUUUUUGGGUAGUUUUAGUAAAUGAAGGGGAAAAGAUAAUUUAUUGGACAUGUGGCCCCGUAUGUAAACCAUAUAUAUAUGGUGACAUUUAUGUUAUGGGAAUUAAGAAACAAAUUAUUCUAUUGUCUUCCUCUUUCUAUCUGUUUCUUCUUCCCCAAUUCUCCGUAUUCAUUAUCUCAAUCCAUUAUCCUUUCAUAUCUAUUACAUAGCAAAAUAUGCUCGAUUAAGGAAAUUAUUACAUCAUACUCGAGGACUACGUGGGCGACGACAAGUUGGUGUCACGAAGGAUAUUUGGGAUCAUGAUGGCGUGUGUGUGAGGCGACAAGGGCUGUUGUCAUGAAGGCUCCCAGCGGCAAAAAUAGCGUGAUUUCCAUUUUUCCUUUUGCCCGAUUAAAUAUCAGAACACAGCAGAAACCGACGUAGAAAAAGGAGGUGAGCAGCGAGAUGGGCAACUCCGAGUCAUCUUCCUCCGAUCCCCGAUUCAUAUCCGCCGCCAGAGCAUUCACUCAGUCGGAGCUGGAAGACCUGAGAUCGCUCCACUCAUCGCUAGCCGCCAAGUCCCAUAGCAAUGGAGAGUACGUCUCUCUUCCCGUCUUCAAGGAGUAUAUUGGAAUCGAUGGGCCCUUGGGCGAUAGGGUUUUUGAUUUGGUGACGCAGAGGAGGAAGGAUGAGAAGCUUAAGUUUGAAGACCUUGUUAUUGCUAAGGCAACUUAUGAGAAGGGAACUAAUGAGGACGUUGAAGAAUUCAUCUACGGACUACUAGAUGUAUCAGGAGAUGGUAAUGUGGGAAGGUCUGAUCUUGAAGCCGUAUUAACAUCUAUGCUUGAUAAUCUAUUUCAUCAACAAUGCUCCGAGCCUAAGGCAGGAUCUCAUCAGGAAGUUAUUGAGGUUUUCAUCAAUGCUGCCAAUUUUACAAGUAAUGGCAUGUCUAUUGAAGAUUUCCGAAAAUGGUGCACCCUUCUUCCAGCUGUCAGGAAAUUUUUAGGGAGUUUGUUAAUUCCCGCGGAUUCAGGUUCUCAAGUACCAAGGUUACUCCAUCAGGACAUUGAUCCAAAUCAAAUUUUGAUGAGGAGUGAAUACGCCUGGCAUAUUGGAGGAGCACUAUCUCCAACUGAACUGGACGACUGGAAGCUUUUGUAUCAUAGUUCAUUGCACGGACAGAGUUUCAACACAUUUCUCGGCCACAUGCCAGACGGACCAACAGUGUUGGUUGUCAAGGAUAGAGAAGGUUACAUUUAUGGAGGCUAUGCUUCUCAGGCAUGGGAAAGGCAUGCCGAUUUUUAUGGGGAUAUGAGAUCUUUUCUCUUUCAGCUAUACCCCAAGGCAUCGAUUUUUCGUCCAACUGGAGCAAACCAUAACUUACAAUGGUGUGCCGUGAAUUUCAGUUCGGAGAGCAUCCCGAACGGCAUAGGGUUCGGAGGACGAGUGAACCAUUUCGGACUCUUCAUUUCGGCAAACUUUGAUCAGGGCCACACUUUCGCAUGCACGACUUUUGGCAGCCCAUGCCUGUCGAGCAACUCCGGAGUAUAUCCAGAAAUAAUCGAGUGCUGGGGAGUGGUGCCGAGAAAAGCUCACCAGGAGAGACCCGUAGCUGUGAAAGGUACUGUUCUCGAAAGGUUUAAGGAGGAACGACACAUGCUCAACAUGGUCGGUCUUGCUAACUCGAGUGAGUGAUCACUAAUAAGGGACAUAUUGAUUAUUUAUCCGUGUGAUAAUAUGUUACUGUGCACAAAUUUUUUGUGUACAUUUGGAUAAAAAUUUGAGAGUUGCUUGUCAAUGUCAAGUUAUGAUCAUAUGAAGAUUAUUCCAGAAAUUGGUUUAAGGAAAUUUGGUAUGAAUAAACACUCAAAAUUUGCAACGAGAAUUCCAUAUAAUUAGAGUUGGAGAAAAUGAGCCUCCAUAAAUGUACACCUUUCAAUCGGCAU